AUGAUGAAGAAGAAGAAUAUGAGAGGAGAAGAGCAGAAGAAUUAAGAAGAUAAAUGGGAGCAAGCAAUCAAGGUUAUGAUUAUGACAGUGGAAUGUCAGGAGGUCCUUCAUCGCUGCAAAGAUCAGCUUGAUGGCUUUAGUCUCGGAAGUCCAGUGCACAAUCAAAUUCCUGAGAGAGACAGAUCAGCAUCCAAUAAUACACAUUUUACUCUUGGACCUUAGAUGAGGCCUGAAGCAGAUGUACCACCACAUGUUAAGGAGCAUAUUGCUAAUAUUUAAAACGAUAAUUCUUCUCUAAUGAGAAGAUUAAACUUAGUCAUACAAGAGUUAGAGAGAGUUAAACGAGAGAAGGACGAAAUCUUCUCCAGACUGAAAUAGGCUGCUAUGGAGUCAAGCGAACUCUAAAAACUAAUUAAUGGUGAGGAUAACGUUGAUAAAGUCAAUAAAUACAUGACUGAUGACUUGGUUUAUGAGAGAGACAGAAACCACAAAAUCAAGCAAGAUUUGAAAGACGUUGAUGUCCACAGAUCUGAUCUAAUUGGCUAGCUUCGAAGGGAACAGGAAGCUUAAGAUGAUAUGCAUGGAGAAAAUCAAAAUUUAGCGCACCAAUUGAGUUAAAGAGUUUUAGCAAUUUAAGAUCUCGAAAAGGAAUCUCAUUUUUCAAUUGAAAAGAUAAGACAGCUGAACAAUGCCAUUGAAAUAUUGAAGAAUUCAUUGAUGGAUGCGACAACUGAUAAAAAUGAACUUCAUAGAAUAGUUAGCUAGCUUAUUUUGGAAAGAAACGAUUUGCUGAACAGAUUAGAAAUCUCCACCAGAAAAUAUGAUGAAUGCGUUAGAGAAAUCACUCACGACAGAUAAGAGAUGGAAGCACAUAAUUAACAACACGCUAAACUCAUUACUGCUAAGAUUAUUUUCCAAGCUCUUGAUCAAUUGUAUAAAAAACGAUUUUAAGCAGGAAUUUCCAAAAUGCAAGAAUACUGUAGCUUCGAUGCUAAAUGCCAUUCAAAAUUGUCUAACUUUGCAAGAAUUUUAGAAUAAUGCGGUCAUUUUAGAAUGAAAGUCGGGUUAGUCCAAUGGUAUUCACUGGCAAUAAAACCAUUAAAGACCAGAGAACAGUCAAAUCUACUGUCAAUUCAGGGAAGUGACUAAAGACUUAAACUCAGAAUGCUUAUUCAUUGGAGAAAAAUAUUUUUGCAAAAGGAGAAGCAAUAUGAAUUGAAAAAUAAUGCAGUCUAGAGAAUAUGGGAUAUUUACAACAGAGAUGCUAAUCAUGAAAUUCAAAGAUCCUUUGUCAUUUGGAAAGAUACUCUAGACAAAUUUAAUCUUAAAAAAGCAAGAGUAAAAAAGCUUAUAUGGAAGUUGUAUUUCUAAAAAAUUAGUCUUGCGAUGAAUCAAUGGCAGAGUCAUGUAGCAAAUGUUGAUACCUAGGUCAGAUUGUAACUCUUAUCAUAGCAAUUCAGUCAAAAGCAAUACCUAACAGUCUUGUUCAAUUCUUUCAAAUUUUAGGUUACUGAGAGUAAAAGAAAAAGAAAGAAUAUAUUGUUCCAUUGCUUGAAAGGAUGGCAAGAUCACAUCAGAUUCUAAAGGUUCUUGAUGGCCUCAAAUGUUGCUGCUUUGAGAUUCAGAGACAGUUGCAACACUUCAAUAUUAAAGCAGUGCUUCGAUGCCUUAAGCACUCACAAAGAAACUGAAAAGUUCUUAAGAUUAGACUAAAUACUCAAUGAGUAGGAAUUGCCAAUGAUUUAAAAUCUAACCAAUGAAACUGAAGAUAUUGAAGUCUAGAGUCGAUUCAAGGCAAAGCAAAGAGCUUGUGAAUGUGUCAAAAAGCUUCUAAGCAAGUAACUCUUUGGAGUUAUUGAGCUUUGGAAAAACCAAGUGGAAAAUCACAAGGAGAAGAUCAGAACUACCUUUAAGGACAGAGUGAUAAGAGUUUAUAACUAAAAAAUAAGAGAUGCCUUUAACUAUUGGAGGACCACUCUCUCUGAGAUUAAGUUGUCAGAGUAGCAAAUGGUCAUAGACGAUUUCUAGCAAUAGGCUACUGAACUCUAAAAUGAAGUGAUUGACCUUAAAAAGGACUUAAACCAGAAGAAGGAGCAGCUCGACUGUUCUUAAUAAAAGCAUGUAUUGAAGUGUGUAACUUCUUACCAAAAAAGGAUGAAGCAAUUAGCUAUUGGAAGAUGGAGAGAUUAGGUACAGACUAUGAAUCAUAGAGAGGAUGGAGCUGACACUAUUAUCUAAAGAUUGAGGAAGAGAUUCCUCAGAAAAGCAUUUGACUUAUACCUAGAAGGAGUCAAAUAUCAAAAGAAGAUAUUAACCGAUGAAGAGAGAUGUGCAUUAUACAAUAAGACUAGAAAUGAAAGAAUCAAGAAGUAAAUCUACAAGGCUUGGAUAUUAUUCAAGGAAAAUCACAAAAGGGCCAAGAAAUACUGGCACAGAUGCUACAUUAGAUUAGAUUUAGGCAUGAAGGAAAUGGCUAUUAAGAAAUGGAGAGAGUAAACUCAAAAAAACGCUGAGAGAGAAAUGAGGGAUAAAUAAAAUCAAAUAGUAGAGAACAUUGAAGAGCUUAAUCAUCAACUAGGUGAGUUGCAUGAGACUGAGGCAAAGGUCAAUCAAAAUAUCAAUAAAAUCAAAGAUCAGACUAUCAAACAAGCCUAGAGAGUCAUAUCCAAUACAUUUGUAAGACUCUUUUAUGCCAAUGAAGCCAGAGCAUUUGAGAAAUGGAGAGAUUGCAUCUAAGAUUAAAAGAGAAAAGAGAAAAUUCUGAAAAAAUUCAUGGAUCACAUGAGGAAAUACUAAUUUGAAAUGGUGAAAAGCUGCCUAUAAAACUGGAUUAUGAACUGCAAAAUCUAGGAAAAGAUGGAUUUGAUUAAGAAAGAAGAGUAAAAGCUGAGAGAUGGCGGUCUCUAAGUAGACAUUCAAGGUAAAACAUAUGACGGCAUUAAGAAUCAGUUGAGUGAUGAGUUAGAUUAGAAUAAGAAGUUGUAAGAUAUGUACAGUACUAGACUGCAGAAGACUAUACAAAUGAUAGUGAACAGAGUUGAUACCAAGGACUAUAUAAGUCAGAAGAGAUACAUUCUUACUUAGUGGAGGAAUUACGUCAAGAGAGAAGUUGCUUUCAUCGGAUGUGUAGAAAAUGUGAUCCAAAAGAGCUUAUGGAACUAGGCUUUUAUCAAGAUUAGAGAGUUCAGUAGAAGAGGGCAUCAAGAUGAUUACAAGGCGAAGGUGUUAAGUAGCUUUAGGCAGAAAUUCUGGAAGAGAACUUGCGGGAAUGCUUUUUCAAACUGGAGAUCAGGUCUGUUUAAUGUAGUGAGCUUCUAAAUAGAGGAGCUAGAUGAAGUCAAUAAUUAGGCUAUAGAGGAUUAUGAUAAUAAGAAAGCUUUAUUCAAAGAGACCAACUGCAACAGGUCUGAAAAAAUUAUUGAAAAAAAUCAUUUAAAAAAUCUAUACCAAUGCUGGAAGAAUGUGACCUAAUUACUUAAGCUUUAAAACGCAAAGAAUUCUGAAUACCAAGAAUAAACUCUCCUGCUUUAAAAGAGAAUGGCAAUCUUCAAGUGGAACUCAAGAAAAAAUGCAACUAAACUAGCCAGGCUAAGAUCUCAGAGACUGAAAUAGAAAGUUCAUUAGAUAAGAUUGAGGUAGUAUUUCUAUGCAAUUAAGGAUCAAUUCAGUAAUGUGAAGGAGUUCUGCACAAGACUGUCUAACCUUGCUAGAAUUCAUGAUCACUAAGGCCUGAAACUCAGUUUGAAUGCCAUGCAGUCAUUCGCUAAAUCAAAGGAAUUUGUCUUCUAAACAAGAAAGCAAAACUCAUCCAAUAAAAUAGAGCAGAUACUAUCCAACUUAAUCUAUAAGAAAAAACAACAAUACUUGAAUGACUUAAGGAUAAGAAGUAUGAGCUCAAAGAAACAGCAUCUUAUUAAAUUCUUCACCAUAUUACGCAAUCUAACCAAUAAGCUGAGAUACCAUUUUAUCAGGUGGAAAGAAGGUGCCAGCGAAAAAGCUUUAGCGCUGGAAAUGCAUGAGGAAGGACCAAUAAGAGAGCAGGUCUUUGAGGACAAGGCAAGAUUUAUGAACUUGAAAGCAUUAAUGAAGGAAGAAGGGUAUGAUGAUAAAGACAUUGAAGCAGCUAUUAAAGAAGAGAGAGGUAGAUAAGGUACUCUCAUUCUCAGAGGACUAAGAAGAAUGCAGCAUUACGACGAGGACAACUACUCUAAGCCCAUGAUGUUUGAUAAAUGGAGGAAAUUCGUGCACAUUAGGAAAUUGUUCAAGUAUUGGCUUGGCUUCGUUGACAAAAGAGGAGAGUACAUCAAGAGUGACUUGCACCAUGCUUUUGACAAGUGGAAGCUCUACUAGCCAGACCAAAAGCAUAGUCUAACAAGAAUGAAAAAGAGAUAAUUAGACUUGAGAACAUUGGAGAACAACAGAGAUCUUGAGAAGUUAGCGGAAAUCGUUGACUAUAAAGAGAGUGAAUUAGAUCACAUGAAUUUGCAGAGAGAAGCUUUAGUUGAGAACUAUGUCAAGGGACAAAAGAUGGCUUUGUCACUUUGGGUCAGUUAUAGAAAGAGAAUGCUGCAUCAAGGACUCAUUAAAUGGUUUGACAUAGUUAAGACAAUGUAAAAUGCUGAUAAGCUAGAUCGACUCAGAAAGAACUUGGAUUAGAUAGAAAUGCUCAAACAAAGAAUUCAAAAUCUUGAAAAUGACAAUUAAGUACUUGCUGAUGAGAACGAAGACCUUAGGUAGUUCUCUAUUGAUGGCUAUGAGAUUGCUAAAAACGCUGAAUAGCUUAACAGUGAAAGAGAGAGAUUAAGUGUUGACCUUGCUGAUAAGGCUCAAGUUAUUAGAAAACUACUAGAUGAGAAUGAAAAACUCACUUCUAGACUUAGGAAUGCCCAAGAGGAGGCAUAGACCAUAAUUAGAUAAACUCUGACUGGAAGUUAGGGCUUCAAAUCCGCUAAUAAAAACUUCGCUUCCCCUAAUUACUGA
Messenger RNA from Stylonychia lemnae, 4980 nucleotides. The record is from the annotation of a GenBank genome assembly. Lineage: Eukaryota; Ciliophora; Spirotrichea; Sporadotrichida; Oxytrichidae.